AUGGAAGAAGACGAAGAAAUCACAUUUGACCCAACAAAAUAUUCUGAUAUUGAACCAAUUUAUUGUACGACUCCGCCAGUAUGUUCCAUUAAUUAUUCAAAAAUUUUUAAAGAAGUAAUGGGAUAUUAUCGAGCACUAAUGGCGAAAGGAGAGUUGUCAGAGAGGGCAUUAGAAAUUACAGGUAAAGUGAUUGAAAUGAAUAGUGCAGAUUAUAGUGCAUGGUAUUACAGAAGAAGGAUAUUAAAAAAAAUAGAAGGAACAUUUGAUAUAAAUAAAGAGUAUGAAUUUAUUGAAGACUUAGGUGAUAGUAUUUGUAAAAAUUAUCAAGUUUGGGGUCAUAGACAAUAUCUUGUUGGAUUAACUGGUAAUUAUCUUAAAGAAUUGGAUUUUACUGAUAAAAUGCUUGAAGAUGAUAAUAAAAAUUAUCAUUGUUGGAGUCAUAGAGUUUGGGUAUGUAAUAAAUUUAAUUGCUGGGUUGGUGAAUUAGCAUAUACUCAAAAAAUGAUUGAAAAAGAUAUUAGAAAUAAUUCUGCUUGGAGUCAUAGAUUUUAUACUCUCAAAUCAUUAAAUUUAUUAAAUGACUUAAAUCAAUUAAAAGGAGAAUUUAAUGUUAUUGAAAAAUCAUUACAUCAAUCAUCUAACAACGAAGCCGUAUGGACUUAUUUAACUGGAUUAUAUGAAAAUAGUCAAAACAUUGAAUUUAAACGUGAAUGUGAAUCUUUUGUUGAAAGAAUGAUUACUGAACGUCAGUUCUGUGUUUAUGCAAAGAUGGCUUAUGUCAAUAUCUUUAAAUCUUCUCAAAAGUGUAUUGAAUUAGUUUUAGAAUUACGUGAUCGUUUGGAUCUUGCUCAUCAAAGUUAUUGGGAUUGGUAUUUAACAAAAAUUACUAAUCAUUAA
This is a messenger RNA of Entamoeba dispar SAW760, 897 nucleotides long. RefSeq names its product protein farnesyltransferase/geranylgeranyltransferase type-1 subunit alpha, putative. Lineage: Eukaryota; Evosea; Mastigamoebida; Endamoebidae. Gene Ontology annotation, molecular function: CAAX-protein geranylgeranyltransferase activity; protein farnesyltransferase activity. The coding region runs from base 1 to 897 and encodes 298 amino acids. The record is from RefSeq and is a predicted model, not a curated record. The transcript has a single exon. Gene Ontology annotation, biological process: protein farnesylation; protein geranylgeranylation. Gene Ontology annotation, cellular component: protein farnesyltransferase complex; CAAX-protein geranylgeranyltransferase complex; cytoplasm.